Messenger RNA from Tauraco erythrolophus (red-crested turaco), 479 nucleotides. The record is from RefSeq and is a predicted model, not a curated record. Lineage: Eukaryota; Metazoa; Chordata; Aves; Musophagiformes; Musophagidae.
UGGAAUUUGAUGACUGCAAGGGGAAUAACAAAUUGAACUUUGAAGUUUCUAACCCAGACUUUAAAGUGGAACAUGAUGGGUCUUUGGUUGCACUAAAGAAUAUAUCAGAAGCUGGCAGAGCCUUGUUCGUCCACGCAAGGUCUGAGCAUGCUGAGGAUAUGGCAGAAAUUUUGAUUGUUGGAGCAAAUGAAAAACGUCGUGCAUUAAAGGAAAUCUUUAAGAUAGAAGGCAACCUUGGAAUUCCAAGACAAAAAAGGGCUAUUUUGGCAACUCCGAUACUAAUUCCUGAAAAUCAAAGACCACCAUUCCCCAGACCUGUUGGCAAGGUCAUCAGCAGUGAAGGGACAGAGGGAGCAAAGUUUCGACUCUCUGGUAAGGGAGUAGAUCAAGACCCAAAAGGAAUUUUUAGAAUCAAUGACAUCAGUGGAGAUGUCUCCGUGACCCGAACCCUUGACAGAGAAGCAAUUGCCAAUUAUGAG